UAAAUCAGUAGAAUGAUUGAAAUGUGCAUUUACAUUUGUCGUUAAUUUGGCCAUAAUGCAAACAUUACACCACUAUUUGAUAAACAUGGUUUAGUUAUUAAUUAGCAUGUCUUUUAAAAAUAUCUGCGCUCAAAAAAUUUUUAGUAGAAUAAUAGAAACUAUAAUAAAAUAGAAACCUUUCAGUUCUGAGUAAACAAAGCUUUUUAAAAUGGUGCGUCAAGUAGCAUUGGUACCAGCAGGCUGCCAGCCAUGGAAUCCUGAUGUUGUUGCUGCACACACUGACAGAUUUGCCUACAGUGCAACCCUUGCUAUAUACAUUUAUGAGAUUGAUGAUAGAGGUAAUGAAUACAAUCUGAUUUCUAUCAUGUCUGAACAUAAAAAAACAAUUACUUCCAUUUGUUGGUGCCCCGAUAAGCCUGAUUACCUGGCAAGCUCAAGUGUUGAUGGUUGCAUAAUAGUUUGGGAUAUUAAAAACCAGAAAACCAUUUCAAGAUACGACCACAAAGAAUCAGUAUUUUGUAUGGGAUGGGCUUUCACUGGGAGAAUGUGUCUUGGCUUUAUGAAUAAAACUGGACCUAUCUGGCAGUGGUAUGUUGGAGAAAGCAAAACAAUGUCAUUUUUAAAAGAGACCCAGAGCUUCUCUUCAAAUGUUGUCAUGUUUCGUUGGCACCACGAAAAGCACUCUUGUUUAGCUUUUGGGCAUGAAGAUGGAUCUGUGUCUGUACUUGAAAUAGGCUCCAAGGCUAUAAAACAUAUAUUCAAACCAGAAAUCAGUGAAGAGGAAGUUGCAGCAGACCCUAUUAUUGCCUUAGAGUGGGAUCCACUAUCAAAUGAUUACUUACUUUUAUGCAACCUGGUUCAUGGUGUGAGGCUAGUCGAUGUACCAAAUCAGCAGCAGAUUAUGCUUUUUCACCUACCAAGUACUGCCUCACAGGUCCAGACAUUUUCCUGGAUUAAAAAUGCACCAGGGAUGUUCGUCACAGGAGAUUUUAAAGGUGGAAUUUUGAGAGUUUGGAGUGUAUCCAAUCAGACACCUAUCGAGAACAUAAAAAUAAAGGGUACAGGGUUUCAUCGCUUGGAAGUUCUACACAUUGCAAAGAAGAAAGAUGCUAAUGUCAAUAUUUCCAACAAUCACCAACAUGUUUCUUCAAAUAGUGAAGCUCAAGCUCCUGCUAUGACCAACACCUCAAGGUUUACACUUCCUCAUGCGGAAAUUGUGUGCACCUUUAAAGAUGGCGGGGUUGGACUUUAUGAUCUUGGGCACAAACGAUGGAAGUUUUUAAGAGAUCAGGGUCAUAUAGAAACUAUUUUUGACUGCAAGUUUAAACCAGACAAUGCUAAUCAAUUGGCAACAGCAAGUUUUGAUGGCACUGUAAAAAUCUGGGAUGUAACUACUAUGACUUGUCUUUCAUCUUCUCCUGGCAACGAAGGUAUCAUUUACCAGAUAUCAUGGGCACCAGCAGAUCUUGAUUGUAUUGCAGCUUGCACAGCUAAGAAUGGCACUUUUCUUUAUGAUGUGAAGAAAGGAAAAAUUAUAAAGAAAUUAAUGAAUCAUGUACCAAAAACAACAGUGUUCUCUGUAGCUUGGAACCAUGUUGAUUCAAAGCUAAUCAUGACGUGUGGGGCUGAUGGCUAUUGUAUUAUUCAACAAGUGAGUGGUAAUGUUAUACAGAAAUACAAACACCCUGGAGCUGUUUAUGGGUGUGAUUGGAGUCCUUUUAACAAAGAUAUGUUAGCCACUGGCUGUGAAGAUAAAUCCUUAAGAGUUUUCUUUAUGGCAGCAAGUGCUUCUCAAUCUAUUAAAGUAUUCACUGGACACAAGGCAAAAGUUUUCCAUGUUCGCUGGAACCCACUUAAAGAAGGAAUUUUAUGCAGUGGUUCAGAUGAUGGAAAUAUACGAGUUUGGGACUACACGCAUGAUCAGUGCAUUUGUGUCCUCUCCGGACAUACCGGACCAGUGCGUGGACUGACAUGGAACUCUGAGGUGGCAACAAUUCUAGCUUCAGGUAGUUGGGACUACACCAUUCGUAUCUGGGACACAAGGGAUGGUACAUGUCUAUAUUCCAUACUAGACCACGGUGCUGAUGUUUAUGGUUUGACCUCACAUCCAAGUCGGCCAUUUCUACUGGCAUCAUGCUCCAGGGACUCCACGGUUAGACUUUGGCUGACCACAUCUCUUGUUCAACCAAUAGAACUACAGAUUCUUGCAGGGAAACCCUAUCAAGCCAUGUCUGAUUCAACUUUAACAUCAAUCAAUGCCUUAACCUAUGCUUUGUGUGGAAGAGCUUCAAAAGAAUUAUACAGCAACUAUGCAGGACAGACUCAUAAAAAUGCCUUUCUAGUAGAAGAAUUUUCUAAAUUUUUUUCUCAUCCAUGUGGAACCACAAAUUUGUGGGAUUUAGUAUCUGUGAUAUUAGAUCGGGACACACUUGUAUUGUCUCCAUCAUACCCCUGUGGAAUAGUGCACAGAAAUCAUAUAACAAAGUUCAAGGGGUCAGAAGCUCAGCAGUUGGAGAUGAUUAAGAUGUCUAAAUUUGGUGGUGGUAUUGGAGCCCCAUCUAAAGAAGAACGCCUCAAAGAAGCAGCAAGAAUUCAUAUAAAACUUGGAAAUAUACAACGAUAUUGUGAGCUUAUGGUUGAGUUGGGAAAAUGGGAAAGGGCUUUGGCUAUAGCGCCUGCCGUCUCCAUGAAAUACUGGAAAAAGCUAAAUGACAGGUACUGUGCCUUCUUGAUAUCUGAGGAAAACCCUGACGCUGUGCCUUUUAGUGUAGCUGGUGGGGACAUUCACCAGCUUGUUUCUUUUCUCACCGCACAUGGCCAGGUUUCUGAUGCUGUGAUCAUUGCUCAGAGUGCCAGUGAAGGAUCAAUAAAAGUACCAGAUGUAAAUUUAAAGCCAACCAGGCCUCAUGAGGCGGAUGACCUAGAUGAAUUUGACAGGCUUGCGGUUGAAGUGAUGGAGAAUUUAGCCGACACAUACUUUUAUAAAGGAUGUCCAGUUUUAGCAGCAUGCUGUCAUUUAGCUGUUGAUAACCCAAAGAAAGCAAUUUCUGCCUUGAUCAGAGGCCAUGAGCUGGAACUGGCUCUCAGCAUUGGCCAGGUCUUAGGAAAUGUUUGUAAAGAAACUGACAUUGCCAUAGAACUGUUAUCUAGAAGAUGUGAAGGUGUUGGUAGAUGGGAACUUGGCCUUGACCUGUUAAAGCUGCAGGAAAACUCAUCCUUACAGCAGGCAAAACUUUGUGCCAGAUGCUCAGCCAGUAUGACAGAGAUCAACUCUUUGCACCAAAAGGCUGAACUUCCAUCUAUGGAGUUGUGUGAAAGCAAAGCCAGAGCCUUGUCAACUUCAACUAAGGAUAUUUUAGAAUGUGUUAAAUUUUAUUUACUAUCUCCUAUUUCAGAAGAGGGUUUAAUAUUAGGAUUAAAGUUUGUUCAUGAUAAAAUGCAACACACUGAUUGGACAGCAGAUGAUGUGUUCCCAAUGCUUCAACUCCUAGGCUGCAUGAAAUCUGAAAAACUUCAACUUGUCAAAUAUGCAGAUAAGAUGCAUGAGUUACUGGCCUUAUCUGCAUAUGUUGGAGCACUAGUGGCAAUCAAAAGACAGUAUUUCCCUGUUGUUAGGGCUCUAUUUUUACAUGCUAAGGACCUUAUAUUGAAAAGAGGUUUGACUUUAACAGUAUCAGGCAAGCAGAUAGAUCAAGAUCUAAACUUGUUUUCAUCAGUUGUAGGGAACAGUUCUGACGACCCAUCCUAUAAACAAUUGCUACAUCGAUGCGGGACUGACCCUGACUGGACGCUUGAGCCUGGACCUGACUAUGUUGCAAGCUCAAAUCUUCCAUCCUACUCAGAUAUUCAUAUAUCUAUUCUCUCCAGAGAGAAAAUAAGGGGACAAGCAUUUUUCUUGGAAGACGGUCAGUCUGCUAUCUCACUGAAUGAAGCCUUGAUGUGGGCUAAAGUUAACCCUUUUUCGCCUUUAGGAUCUGGAGUCAGAUUAAAUCCAUUUUAAGACAACGUAAUAUUUUUAUUAAAACAAAGUUCCAUAAAAGAUCUGUUAAAAAAACAAUGCUAGGGCAU
This is a messenger RNA of Physella acuta, 4068 nucleotides long. RefSeq names its product WD repeat-containing protein 17. Gene Ontology annotation, molecular function: protein binding. The record is from RefSeq and is a predicted model, not a curated record. NCBI's taxonomy places the organism in Eukaryota, Metazoa, Mollusca, Gastropoda, Physidae.